Molecule: messenger RNA, 1395 nt
Organism: Aspergillus niger
Lineage: Eukaryota; Fungi; Ascomycota; Eurotiomycetes; Eurotiales; Aspergillaceae
Exons: 3
Coding region: 1-1395 (464 amino acids)
Biological process (GO): proteasome-mediated ubiquitin-dependent protein catabolic process
Cellular component (GO): proteasome regulatory particle, base subcomplex
Molecular function (GO): proteasome-activating activity; ATP binding; ATP hydrolysis activity
Source: RefSeq, a predicted model, not a curated record
AUGUCGACCUUGGAAGACCUCGACGACCUUGAGCGUGAGCAGAGAGACAAGAAGAAGGACCAAGGAGAUGACGGUGACGGCAGGAAGCCCGAAGGUGAAGGAGAUGCUGAUAUGAAAGAUGCCGAUGCCAAGAGAGAUGAGGAUGAUGGACUCUUGGACGAGGAGAUCCUUAGCUCGAGCACAGCGGACAUCGUCAAGCGACGGCGGAUGCUGGAGAACGAGCUGCGUAUAAUGAAGAGCGAAUACCAGCGCCUGACUCACGAGCAAAACACGAUGCGAGAGAAAGUCAAGGAUAACCAAGAAAAGAUCGAGAACAACAGGCAAUUACCCUACCUGGUCGGAAACGUCGUCGAGCUUUUGGAUUUGGAUGUUGAAGCUGAGGCGGCUGAGGAGGGGGCGAACAUUGACCUUGAUGCUACACGGGUGGGCAAGUCGGCUGUCAUCAAGACGUCGACCCGCCAGACUAUCUAUCUUCCUCUCAUUGGUCUAGUAGAUCACGAGAAGCUGAAGCCUGGUGAUCUGAUCGGUGUCAACAAGGACUCAUACCUCGUCCUGGAUACGCUACCUGCCGAGUACGAUAACCGUGUCAAGGCCAUGGAGGUCGAUGAGAAGCCGACGGAGAAGUACACCGACAUUGGUGGUUUGGAUAAGCAAAUCGAGGAAAUUGUGGAGGCUAUCGUAUGGCCUAUGAAGGAAGCUGACAGGUUCAAGAAGCUUGGCAUUAAGGCACCGAAAGGUGCUCUAAUGUAUGGGCCGCCCGGUACUGGUAAAACACUUCUUGCCCGAGCCUGUGCAGCAGAGACGAACGCCACUUUCCUCAAGCUUGCCGGUCCGCAGUUGGUGCAGAUGUUCAUCGGUGAUGGUGCGAAACUCGUUCGUGACUGCUUCGCCCUUGCCAAGGAGAAGGCACCUUCCAUCAUCUUCAUCGACGAGCUGGAUGCGGUCGGUACGAAGCGGUUCGACUCCGAGAAGUCCGGUGACCGUGAAGUGCAGCGAACCAUGCUUGAACUUCUCAACCAGCUCGACGGAUUUGCCUCGGACGAUCGCAUCAAGGUUCUCGCGGCCACGAAUCGUGUCGACGUUCUCGAUCCCGCCCUGCUCCGUUCCGGUCGUCUGGACCGCAAGAUCGAGUUCCCGCUACCCAACGAGGAGGCGAGAGCCAACAUCCUGCAGAUUCACUCCCGCAAAAUGGCUGUGGAUGACCGGGUUAACUGGGCGGAACUGGCCCGCAGUACCGACGAGUUUGGUGGUGCUCAGCUGAAGGCCGUGUGCGUGGAGGCAGGUAUGAUUGCUCUCCGGAAGGGCAUGAGCAAGGUAGGACACGAGAACUACGUGGAUGCCAUUUCGGAAGUACAGGCAAAGAAGAAGGACACGAACAUGGGUAUCUAUGUCUAA